UGGAGAAGUCAUUAUCCAGCAGAAUGACAAUGCCAACGGCAUCCUGCAACUGUCAGCCAGCAGUGUCAUGGUUGAUGAGGAUGUCACUGGACCUUUCCUUAAUGUGACAAGAAGUGCAGGUGCAUUUGGAAGGGUAUCUGUCAGGUUCAGGACCACCCCAGGCACUGCCAGGCCUGAUGACUACAACAUCAUUGCCUCAGACAUCAUCCUGUCUGAUGGAGAGGUCACCAAGAUGGUUCCCAUAGAAAUCGUGGAUGACCUUGACCCUGAGCUGCAGGAGAUGUUUACUGUGGAACUGCUGCCAACAGGACUGACUGGAGGAGCUGUGCUGGGAAACAUCACCCAAACACUAGUCACCAUAGACAAGUCUGAUGACCCACAUGGUGUCUUUAGCUUUGAGGUCAACAGCCAUACUGUAGCUGAGCCAGACUCUGGAAGAACCAGUCUGCAGUUGACUGUUCUGAGAUCUGGUGGAGCAAUGGGAACAGUGACUGUGGACUGGACAGGGACAAUCAAUGGUAUUGCUGCCUCUGAUGACAUACAGCCAGUGUCCGGGGUACUGAACUUUGUCAGCAAUGAUCGGAGAGAAACAUUCAUGGUGGAAGUCCUGUCAGACAAUGUACCAGAAGAUGAUGAGGUGGUUGAAAUCACCCUGGUCAAGGCCACAGUGACCACAGAGGAUGGGGAAGAGGCCAACAUUGAUCCCAGUCAGGGUGUCUCGAGAAUCACCAUCCCAGCUAAUGACAACCCACAUGGUGUGGUGCAGUUUGCCUCCUCCAGCUACCGUGUGCAGGAAAGCCUCGCUGGAGAAAAUACAGCUUUGAUUAGAGUCAACAGAAGCUAUGGCACGUUUGGGGAUCUCAGCUUGUACUACAGCACUGGGAUGACUGACCUGAUAGAACUGGCUGGUCAGAUGGGCCGUACUGUGAUGAGUUACUUCCCCACUACUCUCCAAGGAAGCAUCACCAACGCUCCAACUACCUCUGUUGAUGUUUCUGGAGAAAGCAAUCCACUGGAGGCCUGUGCAAGAGUCUGUCUGCUGGAGAGGGCCUGCUCAUCCUUCCAGUACAGCUCUGCUGACAGGAACUGCUCCUGGAUGGUCGGUGUGGACAGCAGUCAAGUGGACACAACUGUCACUGGAACAGUCUACUAUCAAAAGGAUACUGUUGAUGCAAAUGAACUGUAUGCCAGCCAAGCACAGCCAGGUGUGGACUUUGUGUCCCAUCAAAGUGAUGUGAUCACAUUCCCUGGUGGACUGCCAUUCUUUGACAUCCCGAUCCAAAUCAUAAACGACACAGUUCCUGAGCUUGAUGAGUCCUUCCUUGUACAACUUCUGCGGGUGGAACUGGCUGGUGGGGCCGCCGCUGCCCCUGAAAAUAACCCACGCCUGGGAGACGUUGCUGUGACAACGGUUACCAUAGAGACCAAUGAUGCAGCCAAUGGCAUGUUUGCCAUCUACAGUAGUCGCCUGGGGCAAGAUACACAAAGUAUUGAAGUGGAUGAGACUUCUCAGUCUGUCGAGUUGGUGAUUGAACGAAUAG
This is a messenger RNA of Branchiostoma belcheri (Belcher's lancelet), 1541 nucleotides long. RefSeq names its product G-protein coupled receptor 98-like. NCBI's taxonomy places the organism in Eukaryota, Metazoa, Chordata, Leptocardii, Amphioxiformes, Branchiostomatidae. Gene Ontology annotation, biological process: negative regulation of adenylate cyclase activity; cell communication. Gene Ontology annotation, cellular component: membrane. The annotation marks the transcript as partial. Gene Ontology annotation, molecular function: G protein-coupled receptor activity. The transcript has 8 exons. The record is from RefSeq and is a predicted model, not a curated record.